This is a messenger RNA of Zootermopsis nevadensis, 9106 nucleotides long. The record is from RefSeq and is a predicted model, not a curated record. Lineage: Eukaryota; Metazoa; Arthropoda; Insecta; Blattodea; Termopsidae.
UUGUUUACAAAAUAAAAGAGCAGACUAAUUUCGAACAGUAAGGAGUCUCUCUGCACAUAGCAAGAAGAAUGUAAUCUCUGCAACCAGCGAAGAGACGAGUGCAAUAUUUUACAGUAAAAGACAAACGACAAACUACUUCAAAUAUACGAUAUCUCGAAUUCAAUUCUACUAUGUACCAUUCGUAUGUGACAGUUGGUGCUCAUAUGUUUGAUUAGUGUAGUUUAUUAUGUAAAAGCAUGCUUUAUUGGCGAUAGAAGUCACUGUUCAGUACUCUGACGUAUUAUUUUUACAAAUGCAAUACAGGACAAGUUUUGCUUAGGGAAGAAUGUUUCUUUAUUACUGAACUUUCUGAUUACAGUGAAGGCAGAAAAUGUCUGUAGUAUUUUGUUGUCUUAAAAACUGUUUUGAUGGAAUCGGUUUAUCACAAAAUAAUUUACCGCGGAGAGAAGUUAAUCCUAUAGUGCUUGAUACAGGUCACAUGGGUCAUGAAGUAGUGGUAGUAAAAAGUGGACAGCGAAUAUGCGGUAGUGGUGGUGCUCUGGCCAGUGCACCGUUAGUACAAAGUAAAGCUUAUUUUGAGGUUAAAAUACAACAGUCUGGUUUGUGGGGUGUUGGUUUAGCAACACGAAAUACAGACUUGAACCAAUCACCAGGAGGACAUGAUGCUGAAUCUUGGGUUCUGUGCUGGGAUGGGGUAUUUAGGCAUAAUAAUACAGAACUUAACAAAAUACAAGAUUGUGCUCAGGAGGGAGAUAUUUUGGGGGUCUCUUAUGACCACAUUGAGCUCAACUUCUUUAUCAAUGGUAAACCUACGGAUAGCCCGAUGACUGGCAUCAGAGGCAGUGUAUAUCCAGCUUUAUAUGUGGAUGAUGGAGCUAUAUUGGACAUUGUUCUUGACAACUUCCAUCAUUCUCCACCAGGAGGUUUUGAUAAGAUCAUGCUAGAGCAGAGCCUUCUGUAAUACAGUGCUGACCUACAGAUUUUAACUUGAAUGUCCUCAGCAUUUUUUUCCCUCCAUUACACAAGAAAGAGGAGUCCAUCCACUAAAAUGAUAAUAUACAAGCUGAUCCUAUUCUAAAAUUGUCCCAGUAUUCACCAGAAAACCUUUACAUCUGCCUUAUGGAAAAGUAGUACAGCUGUUCUUCAUUUUGUAUGUUGUACUUGAAAUGUAAAAAGCAUGCAAGUAAUAAUUUUGAAAUUCUGGAAUAUUAAUUCAUAGUAUAUUCAUAUACUAGGAGUAUGGUACAUUUAAAUUAACAGGAAAUAUAAAGUAUUAAUUCAGGUGAAUCAUUUAAACGAAGGAGUGAAGUUAAAAAAUUUGUAUAAUAUUGUCGCCUUUUGAGAAUAACUUAUGAGCACUUCCUCACUAAUUAAGGAAGUGUCUGCAAUUGAUUUUUCUUUUAUUUCUUCAUAAGAUAUUUACACUAGGUUAUCCAAGUCUACAUCUCUUUCAGAGGCUAGGUUGUUCCUUGGAAACAGGUUUGUAAUUGAUUCUACUUAUUAUGUUAAUAAUGGCUUAUGACCAAGAAAUUGUGGUACUGACCAUAUCAUUGAAGAAACUAUAAUGGUCUUGUUGGAGUUGUUGAAACUUUGUACUUCAUAGAAUAUGAAGGAAGGAAAUCUCCCUAUAUAAUUUAUAUCAUCUAUUCCUGUUUAUUUCAUAGUACUAUGUAGAUGGUAAAUAAGUAAUAUUGCAGAUACAUUAUAUCAUAGUUUAGCAUAUGAUUUUCUGAUGAAUAUGGAAAGAUGUACUCUAGUAUGUCUUGUGCUCUUUAUGGGGAUGUAUGUCAAAACAAAACAAUGUUUGCUUGUCAUGGCCUGUUCUUUACCUCCAGAAGAUUUUGCAGAAUCAUGUGUUAAAACUUGGUGCAAUGUGCUUGAAAAUGCAUUGCUAUGGUAAUGUUCCCAUAGACAUUAGCAUGUCCUUCAGAUUUGCAGGAAUUAAUGGAGUGUGGAUUUCUUGUAUGCAGGCAUAGGAUAAGAGCUUUUCCCAUCUGUUGUAAAGUGUGGUAAGAAAAUAUACUUUCUCUCUGUAGACUGGAAAAUAUAUUUUUGUUUAAAAAGUAUUCUCAUCCAUUACCUAUACUCAACAAUGGUAAGGUAAAAGUUAAGUUAUCCCUGUGCUUAAAGAACUGUUCUUAAGGUAUGUGGGUAUGGAAAUAAAUUACCACAUUCUUGUUCAUGGCAUUUGAAGUGAGUGGUCAGCUUUCAAUGGGAAAUUAGGUAAGCCUGAAAGUCAUUAUGGGUGCUGUUGAAAAGGCACACAUUUCUGCCUGAAAUUGAACUCUGCUUGUUUAGUCAGUAGCAUGACAAUUUAGUGACUGAGCUGUCAUGGCUCUUACCACUGUGCAGUAUAGAAUAUGAAUUUUGAAUCAGAGGUACAACUGUCCAGGUGGUUGAGAUCACUCUCCAGGCUUCAGUCUUCUUGUAUGAGUCCUGGUAGUCUGGAAUCUGCUGAUACUUCUCUUUGGGAUCAACUUAGAUUCAAGUAGUGUGUUUUGAGCAUGGGUGCUUCAGCUAUUUUGUGGAGAAAUUCUUAUAUUAUCUCAUGGUGAAUACAGGGUGGCCCUGGAAUAAGUUCUAGAGGGUGUGAGCAGGUGUUUGGUGACACUGACUGAUAUAAACAAAGGCAGUUGCCAAUACCAAGUUCUACAAUAAGAAUUGGAUCUGCUCAUUGUGUUGAUACAUGAGUUACCCAGUAAAUAUAUUUAUGCUGUACGUACUUCACAAAUACUUUAGUUAUCUUAGAACAAUUGAACUAUACUUUUACACAGUUGUUGCUUGCGUAAUCAAGAUUUGUAUUACUGGUGUGUUUGAUUUUGUACUGUCCUCAAUUUUAGAUUAUAAGCUUUGAGUUGAAAUAAUUUAAAAAUACAACAUGUUGAAUGUCAGACCUGAGUAAUUACAUUUUAUUGAACGAAAGUCUACAUGUGACUUGAACUGCGAUGUAUCAGACAGAAAAGUAGACUAGAGUGCAGUGUGUUUGAAAAGUGAUACAUUACAAGAAUAUAUGCAUAGCUAUUAUGAGGCAAUCAUAAAAGCUAGGGUAUUCCUGGCUCUGUCAUGUAGGCUGUUGUCAUACUUAAUGGGACUGCCCAUCUAAUUGGUGACUCCACUUGAAAAUUUUGAUAAAUUUGCAGAGGUUGUUGGGGGCCUACAUUAAGCUAUGCUAUUGGGUUCAUGGAGGGAAUGAGGAAAACUGCACAGAAACCUAGCCAGAAUAGCAUGCCCUGCUUGGUAUGGAAUUCAUUAUUACCAGUACAGAAGUCAUCUGACUUUUCAUAAUUGAUCUUGUGCUGAAGUCAGCUGAAGUAAAGUGCCCAUACACUAGAGCUAAAGGAAUAUUCUAGGCUGCUGUUUAUUAAUUGUUUUGAUGUGAUGACACACAAAAAUACAUUUCAGUAUCUCAUAGCACAGCAAAUUAUGUAUUACACAGAGGUGUGUGUGCACAUGCAAACAUAAACUGUAUUAUUCUUGCUACUGUUAUACUUUUAAUUUAUAUCUAUUUAUUGUAAUUUUCUGUGCAAUUAACAAAAGGUUUUAAGGUAGCAACAACUUUUUAUGAACAGGAAAUUCAUAACAAGAGAGGCAGACAAAAGUUGUAAGUAAAACUGGCUAUUCUGAAAGAGCACAAUAAGCCUACAUAAGUAUAAAUAUUUUUUAAAUAUAAUUAAUUUGCGUUGUUAUAAUUGAAACAUGUGAAAUGAAGCAGCUGUUUGUUGACAGGUCACAAAUAUUAAUAUUAUAAUUUAUUACAUUAAUAUUAAGAUAUUACUUAGAACUGCAGCACGCCAACAGGUUUAUAAAAUGAGGCUGAACCAUAUUCACACGCUUUAUGAAUUACUGUUACAUGUAUAGAAAAACAUUUUAAUUUUAAAAUUGUGACUCAAUAAUACCCACUGGUUGAGAAAAAUUAUGUAGGAAAUCUGCCAGUCUAUCCCAAAGGGUUUGCAUGACAUGUAUUGCAUAUUUUCAUUGUAUAAAUGGUUGUUUGGUAUUUGCAACAUCUAUAUAUACAUGUUGAUAAAAAAAGUCAUGCAUCCCAAUCCUGACAUGUUCUGUUUGUCAAAAAGUGAAUUACAUUGAAAUAUGGGCGGAAAAAAUGUUACAUUAAGUGCUGGAAAUGUCUGCUUUGUUCAGUGAUGCAUUCACUCUUUUCCUCAUGUUUGAUGCUGCAACACAAUGAAUAGUUUCAGCAGUGACUGGAAACAGUUUAGCAGAUGAGAUUUCGUUAAUUAACUCGGCACAGAAGAAUUGGGAAAUGUAACACUAAAUUCAUUCUGGCAAAUUAAUUAAGGAUGAGAUGCCAAGUGUUCAACAGUGAGCACUUGUGAGAAUGACAUCUUUGCACUUCACACGUUGAAAGACUACUACUAACAGACUAUAGUAAAAAUUCAUCCAGUUUUAAAAAUAAAAUUAUUUUGUUCUUUGGGAGGAACUACCUCUGGAACUUAGGUCUGAGAGAGUAUUUUAUAUAUUGGACCUAAAAGUAGUCUGCCAGUAAAAGUCAGAUACAAAAUUCUCCCUCACCUCCUGUAAGACAAGUCUUGUAGAUAUUGGUACAGUAUAACAGAGGAAUUUGUAUGAUAAAUAAUUAUACCAAUUCAUGUAAUUACUUCCUUUAAAAUAUAUUUAUAAACCUAUUAUACUUGUACAUGGAGAAGUAUGAUAUGCUUACAUACAAUCAUGUUUUGUUUAGGAGUGGAGUGCUUCAUGAUCUUAAAACAGUACUAAAACAUGUUACAUAGUGAUACAUUUAUUAAUCUUAUCAAGUGAUUCUCUUUCUUGCCUGGACAUUCUUAGAAUAACUGGAUAGGAUUCCCAUUUCAUAGACUUUUUUUAAGUACAGUACAUAACAGAUCUCAUAGAGAUCAGAUAUUUUCAUUCACUUGCUUGUAAAAUAAAAAGGACAUUUCUUCCAUCAUGGUUGAUCAGGUUGUUGUAUACAAUAUUACAACUUAAAAAGAAUGUUGAUUUCUUGGUAAGCAUUUCUGAUUUGAAAACCAAAGAGUGAAUAUGGAAAUGCCAUUGCACUGGCAUUAUUACUAAUGUGAGGCUGAAAUAUAUAGGCCAUAUAAGAAUUUAUGUAGUGAAAGAAUUGUGAAUUAUGUAUGCAAUAACUUGCCAGUCCAUCAAAAUAUACAUCUGAUUAUGUUUAAUAAUGCUUAUGACAAAGAUUUUUAUAUCAAACCUUCAUUUUAUAGCUUUCUAGUAAUCAUAAACUUAUUAUUCAGAGGGACACAUUUGGCUACUGACCAUCAGCAUGUAAGUGGUUUGAGCUUCAAAGAUCAGGUAAUCAUGAUGAAGGAUACUUAAAAAUAACUAACAUAAUACCAGAAAAUGUCAAACAUAAAGGACAUGAAAGGAACAAACAUACAAUGAUAUGUAACUUAGGUAGGGGAUGCCCACAGACACUAAAAAAUAAAUGUGUAAAUUUUUAAAAUUUUGCUAAUGUAAGUUAAAGGCUCCCAUAUCAUGCUCCAUAAAUUACUUUAUGACUAUGUUAAUUGCUUAAAAACUAGUGUUAAGUUUGAAGAGCACUUAAUGAAAUCUCUUCACACCAUCUGAUCUAUAAUAAUGAAGUUUCUUAGAACUGAAAGUUGCAAAUGUUUGACUGUGACUUGAGGGAUAUAUUUUUAACUUUUAGUUGUAUUACAGUGGGACAUGAGAAAAUAGCUUUGGGUGCAACAGAGUUCAAAGAUCAUUUAUACAGUAGCUUUCAAUCUAUUUGAACAGAAGCCUCUGAAACACUAUGAAAAAGUAAAGACUAAUAAAAGUUGCAUAUUCAUGUAAUUAUAAACACAUUUUCAUUUAAACUCUUCACAUUGAAAAUUAGGCCAGCAGUACAAGUGCAGAAUCUUUCCUACAGUGACAAGCACCAAUACUUUUAAAAACUAUCAAAUGAAUGGCUGUAUUUUGUACUUUAUAUCAUUCAUACUAAAUUACAAUCAGUUUUUCUGUGCUGAUAAAAAUAUUUUACACUUCUGAGCUGCAGAGGAUAGAUAAAAAACAUUACCGAAGAAACUCCCAUGAAUAUACAAGUUGAAGACAACUGCUAUUUAACACAUGAUGUGAAGUAAAUUUAAGAUAAUUUAGAUGAGGAAGCACAUCACAGAAACUAUUUCAGAAAUAAUUGAAUACUGUUAAGAGACCAGGCUGUGAAAAAUGUGAAAUUAGAUUCAUGUUCUUGCCAUGCAACUGGUGGCACUUAUAUGAAUGCAACGUAGAUGCUCCAUUCCUUUUGUACCUGCUUAACUCAGCCCUUUAAUUUUUAUGAACAGAACAGUUCUGCCACAUGGAAAAGCAAACUCUGUAUUAUGGAUGGAACUGUUCCACCGAAUAUAUAUACGAAUAUACACCACUAAUUUACUUCCACAACUAUCAGUGAAUUUCUUUUAUAUGAUUUGCAUUUUAGAGAUAAAAGGAAAUUUUUGUACAGGGAUGAGAAAAUGUAAAUUUAUAAAUAUUAACACACAACCAUUUUUUUAAAACAGGGUUAACAGGCAUGUCUUCUUUGUCUGCAUGCAUCAAGGAAAUUUUUAAAAAUUCUUCAGUAAGAAUUGAAAGCUUUCUAAACAAAGCAUAACACAUUAAAUCCAUGCAGAACAGUGUUCAUAUUUUUAUUACAGGAUUUACCUAUGUGUAGAAUUGUAUACUGUAGUUCAUAGCCUAGUUUGAUUUAAGAAAAAAUGUCAAGAAGUUGUUUACUCCAUACUUAUUUCAGACAAGAAUGCCAAGACCAGUAGCACAAUGGGGGAAAUUUUUAAAUGUAGUUUUUUUAAUUCUUUGACAUUACAGACCAGUAGACAUCCUGCUUACAUGUUAUGGCAACCAAAAAGAACAAAUGUUACUGGCAUGUGGCUGUUAAGUGCAAACUAAAAAAGAUGAACAGCAAUAAUAUGAAGAUAGCCGUCUUCUGGGUUGUAGUGAUUCAUCAUCCUCAUGAUGGAGGCAGCAAGGACCUCUGAAACAAUGGUCAUCUUUUACCAUACUACACUGCUACAACACAGAAGACGCUAUCUUCAGACUCACCAUUACGAAAACCUCAAAUCUGACUUAGCAAUAAUAUAGUUCUAUGGAAAAGGCAAAUUAUUUAUUUCAAGGCAAGAUAUCCAUAAUUAAAUUGCUGUGAUAUUCAUGUAAUUAGGUCAACAGCCAAGUGAAGUCAAACUACAAACAAGAGUUGCCAUUUUCCAUUGGAUUUAUAAUUUAAAUUUAAUUAUAUCUCAUUAGAAUGGAAGCUUCAUAAAUAUAAAACUGACACAUAUCAAAAUAGAUGUUAUUCCUUAUUAUUAAUUGGCUAUAUCUUAAAGUAAAAUUUAAUGAUAUACUGUAAUGAAUGGCAACAGAACAAAAACUUUGUAAAAUUAGAGUAAAUUCAGGGAAUAGUUGUUCUUCACAAUGUUCAAUCCAAGUGCAAACUAUCAGAGCACCUUAAAAUAGAACAGGAUUUGCACCUCACAAAGCCUAAAUUCUAACAUCAGCACCCUAAUAAUGGUGCAAUAAGAAGUCGGUAAUAAAUGCUCGUUAACAUGUGACGAAUAAAGGAAAUAAUACAAUGUGUAAUGUCAAAAAUAUCAGUGACCUGCAUCAUAGUUGGCAAUUUUUUUAGCACAUAGGCAGGCCAUCCAAUUACUUUUAUUAGAACAAAACAGAUGUGACUUCCAUCUGAAUCUGACUGUAAUUCAUAUCGAUACACUGAAUUGCCUAAGAUUCUUAUAAAAGUUCCUUAUACAUAAAAUUCUUUAAUAUGUUUAAGUUUAUCGUGGACAUUAGAUAAUUAAGUGUUACAAUAUUAAAUAAGAUUUAAAUGUCAUGUUAAUUUGUCAGUAGGCAGUGCAUCUUCUCCAGCAAAAUAAGCUCUGUCUUGAAUGUAAUACAAAUAAUUUAUCUACUGCCAUGAUCAUUUAAUAAUCUGGACUAAAAAUUAAGUUAAAUUCUACAUUCUUGGCUUUUUAUUAACAUUAAUGCUGUUCAUCAGUUUCCAAACUGCAUGUACUCAUGUAUCAAGGAUCUUCCAUAACCCAUAAAUUAAGGAAUCAUGUCUUUUAGUUCAUAGAGUUUGGUUGGUUGUGAUGUCCUCUGAAGAAAAAAUAACAUAUUUGAAUAAAAACGAUAAUAUUUAAAUUAUGUGAAAACAAUAUAUCAGCCAUUUUAAAAAUAACAUUAACAAGACAGUUGUGUGUGUUAACAUACUAGCAAACCACCCUAACUGCUGGUCUGCUGUUUAGUAUCACAUAUCAUUAUAAAAUUUGAGUACAAUAUUAUUUAUAUACUACUAAGUUAAUAUCUCCAAAGAUAAAACUUCUUAGAAUCCUAAAAAAUAACAACAAAAACCCUGUUUCAUUUAAAUCAGUCAUAUGACUCAAAUCAUAUUUUCAUGGCUGCUAUUACCACCACAAUUAAAUUAAGUCUGGUCAGAUUGAACUUCACAGUAUUCAUAUAUGCUGGCUUCACUUCUUCAUUAUGUAUCACAAGUCAUCGUAUACCUUACACAUACUAUUAUUAUAUUUAUUGCAUAUGUUACAAUGUUUCCAGUUAUGUAAUUCAACUUAAUGACAUUCUUAAAAAAAAGCAAAUCAUGGUACUUUUAAUCUCAACUACGUACUGUUACAAAUUGUUACUGAAGAGGUGUAAUUAAAAGUGGAAAUUAUAAACUUAUCAUUAUGCAGCCUGCUUCAUGCAUGGUUGGCUCCCAUGUUGCAACUGUGAUUUAUACAGCCUGUAUAAAAAACCAUAUGGCACAGUUUUUGCAUUGGAGUAAAUAGCUUUGCACAAUCUUCUCUGUGGUUUAAAGUUUAGUUCAUGACAAUUUUAGUAUUUACAUACCUUAACAGUAACAAUAUAUAUAUUUAUAAGUGACCUAUUUCUGACAUUAGUCAACAAAAUAAUAUAUGCUGAAUAAUUACUAAGACAUUAAAACUAAACUAUAACACAGGACACACCUUUUGUAACUCUCAUGCUGUAUACUAUUCAAAUAAUUGUAAAACAUCUCUCAUUUAACUGUUUAUCAAUUAUGUUGGGUUAAAAUGAAAAAGGACCCUAAAUUUGACCUGUAGAAAAAGAUGUUAUGUUUACCUAAAAUAUAGAAUGGCUUGAAAUCACA